Molecule: messenger RNA, 588 nt
Organism: [Candida] anglica
Lineage: Eukaryota; Fungi; Ascomycota; Pichiomycetes; Serinales; Debaryomycetaceae
Source: the annotation of a GenBank genome assembly
AUGACUUCAGUAAAACCUUUCCAAAUGACAGAUUUGUUUGAGACAAAUCCAGUCAAUUUAGAUACAUUGACUGAGAAUUUUAACCCAUCAUUUUAUUCACAAUAUCUCAUUGAAUGGCCAUCACUUUUCUUUAAAUCUGUAGAGAUUAGUCGAGAUUUUGGACAACAAGAAGAGAUUAGUGGAUAUAUGAUGGGGAAGACUGAGGGGAAGUUGGACAAAAAGGAGUGGCAUACACAUAUUACUGCGGUCACUGUGAAUCCUCAAUAUCGUAGACUUGGAUUGGCGUCAUAUUUGUGUUCGCAUUUAGAAAAGGCAACCAGUGGAGAUCCAUAUAAUACAUUAUUUGUGGACUUAUUUGUCAAGGUUACCAAUACAUUGGCAAGACAAUUAUAUGAGAAGUUGGGUUAUAGUGUAUACCGUAGAGUGAUUGGAUAUUAUGGACGAGAAAUGCCUAUAGAUAGGAAUCAAAUAGAUGACCAAAUUGAUGCAUUUGAUAUGCGGAAACUGUUGCCGAGAGAUGUUAAAAGGGAAACAAUUAGAGAGAAUGGUGAUAAGGUUUAUGUGAUGCCAUACGAAGUUGUAUUUUAA